Messenger RNA from Canis lupus familiaris (dog), 2275 nucleotides. RefSeq names its product DET1 partner of COP1 E3 ubiquitin ligase (gene DET1). The transcript is spliced from 5 exons. The record is from RefSeq and is a predicted model, not a curated record. The coding region runs from base 151 to 1803 and encodes 550 amino acids. Gene Ontology annotation, molecular function: ubiquitin-like ligase-substrate adaptor activity; ubiquitin protein ligase binding. Gene Ontology annotation, biological process: positive regulation of proteasomal ubiquitin-dependent protein catabolic process; protein ubiquitination. NCBI's taxonomy places the organism in Eukaryota, Metazoa, Chordata, Mammalia, Carnivora, Canidae. Gene Ontology annotation, cellular component: nucleus; cullin-RING ubiquitin ligase complex.
GUCGAUCCUUAAAACACACAACCAUGCAAGUAGCGGUGCGUGUUCACGUCGUGGCAGUCCCGAUGGAGAGGACAAAACAGGAAAAGCAAUGGGGGAGGCCUGCUUCGAUAAGGAUGAUCAAGGAAGACUUCCUGGAGGAGAGAUGUGAUAAUGGAUCAUCAUGUUUCCACCAUCAAACCUCGAAGAAUCCAGAACCAAAAUGUCAUUCACCGCUUGGAGAGGCGGCGGAUCAGCUCAGGCAAGGCAGGCACCCACUGGCAUCAGGUCCGAGUAUUCCACCAGAAUGUCUUCCCCAACUUCACAGUUGUCAAUGUCGAAAAGCCGCCCUGUUUCUUGCGUAAAUUCUCACCUGAUGGACGCUACUUUAUUGCUUUCUCUUCAGACCAGACGUCUCUUGAAAUCUAUGAGUACCAGGGCUGCCAGGCAGCUGAGGACUUACUGCAGGGCUAUGAGGGGGAAACCCUGUCCAAUGGCAAUGACCAGCGGUCAGUCAGCAUCCGCGGUCGGCUCUUCGAACGCUUCUUUGUCCUGCUACACAUUACCAACGUGGCUGCCAACGGGGAGCACCUGAACCGGGAGUGCAGCCUCUUCACUGACGACUGCCGGUGUGUCAUUGUGGGCUCUGCUGCCUACCUCCCGGAUGAGCCACACCCUCCGUUUUACGAGGUAUAUCGGAACAGCGAAUCUGUGACCCCUAACCCGCGGUCUCCUCUGGAGGACUAUUCCCUUCACAUCAUUGACCUUCACACUGGCCGCUUAUGUGACACCCGUACCUUCAAGUGUGACAAGGUGGUCCUGUCACACAACCAGGGGCUAUACCUGUACAAAAACAUCCUGGCCAUCUUGUCAGUGCAGCAGCAGACCAUCCAUGUCUUCCAGGUUACUCCGGAAGGCACUUUCAUUGAUGUGAGGACCAUUGGCCGUUUCUGCUAUGAGGACGACCUCCUCACUGUGUCAGCUGUGUUCCCUGAGGUGCAGCGGGACAGUCAGACAGGCAUGGCCAAUCCCUUCAGAGACCCCUUCAUCAAUUCCCUCAAACACCGGCUGCUCGUGUACUUGUGGCGCCGGGCAGAGCAGGAUGGUAGUGCGAUGGCCAAGAGGCGCUUCUUCCAGUAUUUUGACCAGCUGCGGCAGCUGCGCAUGUGGAAGAUGCAGCUUCUGGAUGAAAACCAUCUGUUCAUCAAAUACACUAGUGAAGACGUGGUAACCCUUCGAGUCACAGAUCCGUCACAGGCAUCUUUCUUUGUGGUGUACAAUAUGGUGACAACAGAGGUGAUUGCCGUGUUUGAGAAUACAUCAGAUGAGCUUCUAGAGCUCUUUGAGAACUUCUGUGACCUCUUCCGUAAUGCAACCCUACACAGUGAAGUCCAGUUUCCCUGCUCAGCUUCCAGCAACAAUUUUGCAAGGCAGAUCCAGCGCCGGUUUAAAGACACUAUUGUAAAUGCCAAGUAUGGAGGGCACACGGAGGCAGUACGCCGACUACUGGGUCAGCUCCCCAUCAGUGCCCAGUCUUACAGUGGUAGCCCCUACCUUGAUCUGUCUCUCUUCAGCUACGAUGACAAGUGGGUGUCUGUCAUGGAGCGACCUAAGACUUGUGGAGAUCACCCUAUCAGGUUCUAUGCCCGGGACUCUGGUCUGCUCAAGUUUGAGAUCCAGGCAGGCUUGCUUGGCCGCCCCAUCAACCACACAGUGCGACGCCUUGUUGCCUUCACCUUUCACCCUUUUGAGCCUUUCGCUAUUUCAGUGCAGAGGACUAAUGCUGAGUAUGUUGUCAACUUCCAUAUGCGACACUGCUGCACGUAGGUGCCUCACCAAAGUCCGGUUAUCUGGUCUUCCAAGACAUUCCCCCCUUCUCAUCUCAAGGGGACUCUGAAGCAAAAGCUCCUGACUACCAGCUUUGUUGGUUCCAGACUGUAAUACCUCAGAUGGGGAGAGUCGGAGAGAGGAGUGAGGGUGUCUCAGUCUAAUAGAAUCUUUAUCAUAUCCAACUACUACUGAUUGAUGGAAAGUCAUCUGGUCUUUACCUUGUGGGAAUGUCUAGCAUUAAUUAAGUCUGUUUAAUUUUUGUUUUAUAUUGCAUUUUAUUGCUAUGAAGAUGAGAGCAUUACCCCUUCCCCCUUGGCAUCUGUUCUUUGGCAUUAUGGUAUGCAGUCUGAAGCAGGGAUGUCUUGUUUACUCACAGGGACUGUGUACAUCCUUUCCACGUAGCCAACAACAGGGCUGUCUUUAUAAAAAAAGAAUAAUAAUAAAGCCUUGGUAUUUUCUUACUUAAAUA